CACGAGGCGAGGUUUAAGAGCGGAUGUUGGAGCUGACGGACACCAACAACAUCGCCUACUUGUUCCUCUCGGCCGCCAACAGAUGGCUGGAGGUCAGGACGGAUUACCUGGGUGCCUGCAUCGUGCUCACGGCCUCCCUGGCCUCCAUCAGCCGGCCCUUCAACUCCGGCCUCGUGGGCCUGGGGCUCCUCUAUGCCCUCACGAUCACCAAUUACCUGAACUGGGUGGUGAGGAACUUGGCCGACCUGGAGGUGCAGAUGGGCGCCGUGAAGAAAGUGAACAGCUUCCUGUCCAUGGAGUCAGAGAACUACGAAGGCACCAUGGAUCCUUCGCAGGUGCCGGAGCACUGGCCACAGGAAGGGGAGAUCAAGAUUCACGACCUGUGCGUCCGCUAUGAGAAUAAUCUCAAGCCCGUUCUGAAACACGUCCAGGCUUACAUCAAGCCCGGGCAGAAGGUGGGCAUCUGCGGCCGCACGGGCAGCGGGAAAUCGUCUUUAUCCCUGGCCUUCUUCAGAAUGGUUGAUAUAUUUGACGGGAAGAUCGUGAUCGACGGCAUCGACAUCUCCAGGCUGCCGCUGCACACGCUGCGCUCGCGCCUCUCCAUCAUCCUCCAGGACCCCAUUCUGUUCAGCGGCUCCAUCCGGUUUAACCUAGACCCCGAGUGCAAAUGUACGGAUGACAGGCUGUGGGAGGCGCUGGAGAUCGCGCAGCUCAAGAACAUGGUCAAGUCUCUGCCGGGGGGCCUAGACGCCACGGUCACGGAGGGUGGGGAGAACUUCAGCGUGGGGCAGCGGCAGCUGUUCUGCCUGGCCAGGGCCUUCGUCAGGAAGAGCAGCAUCCUCAUCAUGGACGAAGCCACCGCCUCCAUCGACAUGGCCACGGAAAAUAUUCUUCAGAAAGUGGUGAUGACGGCUUUCUCGGAUCGCACGGUCGUGACGAUUGCGCACCGCGUUCACACCAUUCUCACCGCCGACCUGGUGAUCGUGAUGAAGCGUGGCAAUAUUCUAGAAUAUGACACCCCGGAACGGCUCUUGGCCAGGGAAGACAGCGUGUUUACGUCCUUCGUGCGAGCUGAUAUGUGAAGUGCGGGCUUAGGAGGAAGAGAUGAAUAUUGCAGACAGCGCCGCCGUAACCUGAUUAACGGCUCAUUCGCUUGGGAGGCACCAAACCUCUGCACAUUUGUGCGCAGGAAGCUGUGUGUGUGUGUGUGUGUGUGUGUGUGUGUGUGUGUGUGUGUGUGUGUGCACGCGCCAUGACCGGUGCUUGAAGUCAGGGGCCUCUUGCUCUUGAUUAUUCGCUCCACACUGGCGCUCUACCACCUGCACCACACCUUGUGGCUUUUUGCUGGUUCAUUGGAGAGAAGAGUCUCUCAGAGUUUUGUCUUCUCGGGCUGGCGUCCAACUGAGAUCCUCAAAGCUGGGCCUGCUGAGGAGCUGGGAUUAUAGGCGUGUGCCACUGAGUUGAUAUUUCCUGUUUUGCUUUUUGUCUUUUUCAAGAUAUUACCACCUUAGCGCCAUUAUAUUUCCUAGAACCCAAGCCACUAUACGUGUAAGGAUCACAGACUGCAUUAGGCACUUGUAAGUUACUUGGAUGAAGUCAACGGCUGAUGCUUAUCCAUUACUCUAAUUCUGUCAAAUAUCUUCCAAGUCUAUAAUGUGCACACACUACCAUUAAACUCUUCCUUGUACAAAUAAAUUCUUUUUUUUUUUUUGGCCAAGUUUGUUGUACCUGAAAGAAAAUGAAACAAGGACAUGUUUUCUAGUGAAAAGCUCCAACUCCUUACCUGCUUCAUGGAAAUAUUUUGUUGUAUUCAUUCACUUCACCCUUAUAGAUUUUUUUGGUCAGUGGUGGGUCUUGAACUCAGGGCCUGGGC
This is a messenger RNA of Dipodomys spectabilis (banner-tailed kangaroo rat), 1873 nucleotides long. It is a transcript of the gene Abcc9, whose product is annotated as ATP binding cassette subfamily C member 9. Gene Ontology annotation, molecular function: ATP binding; ATPase-coupled transmembrane transporter activity; ATP hydrolysis activity. Gene Ontology annotation, biological process: transmembrane transport. NCBI's taxonomy places the organism in Eukaryota, Metazoa, Chordata, Mammalia, Rodentia, Heteromyidae. The transcript has 10 exons. Bases 24 to 1082 code for a protein of 352 amino acids. Gene Ontology annotation, cellular component: membrane. The record is from RefSeq and is a predicted model, not a curated record.